This is a messenger RNA of Drepanopeziza brunnea f. sp. 'multigermtubi' MB_m1, 1863 nucleotides long. RefSeq lists its product as uncharacterized. Gene Ontology annotation, cellular component: mating-type region heterochromatin; rDNA heterochromatin; SHREC complex. The record is from RefSeq and is a predicted model, not a curated record. Lineage: Eukaryota; Fungi; Ascomycota; Leotiomycetes; Helotiales; Drepanopezizaceae. Gene Ontology annotation, biological process: silent mating-type cassette heterochromatin formation.
AUGGGUACCGUUUAUUAUCCAUGUGCCGUGUCCCGCUCUGAUGGGUGUAGAGAGACAGCUACUGGGAGGGAUGGGUCGAAGGAGCCAAAUACGCCUACAGCAAACCAGAAGGAUGAUACGCCAAAGGCAACGAAUGAUCCCAAGGACCCUGGGCAGCUUAAGUACGUUGUGGAUUGUUACAAGAAGCUAGACGACAAUGAUCUCAAGGCUAUUGAGUGGAGGCGCAAGUUGGGUGGCAUGCUUAUGAGCAUUUUAACGAAGGAUAACAAGGAGUUGAAGCGCAGAAACUGGAUUCUUAAAGAGCUACCAGAAGGCUACGAACUAUGGGAACACUUGAAAUACAAAGUUACAUACCGGACGGUGAACGGGAAGGAGAAGCAGACCGAUGGCAAUUUCGAGAGACAAGACGCCUACCUGUACGGACAUCCGCAAGGUCGCAAGAAGAGAUACAGAAGUCCCGCGGAUUUCUUGCCACAUCUUUUGUGGCUAGCAGUUGACAAGGAAGGAGACAGCAAGAAUUGCUCAUGCAAAGUCUGCUCACCGGACGCCAGCGAUGAACAAAUGGACGAGGUCAAGGGGGAAGAUAGCACGCUUCAGCCCAGUAUAAAUACUGAUUCUAAGGAGCAAGUUAUUAUACCGUCACGCUCUCAGCCUCCACCACAAGCAAAUGCACCCGCUGUUGCACUCUCGACACCCAGACUUCAGCCACCAGCUCCUAAGCAUGGGCCGUCUCCAGAACAGCUCUACGACAGUCAAUCUGGAGGGUCAUACCUAUAUCGACCAGGAGAGCUGGUCUGGUGGGAGAACGAACCCAGCAACAAUUGGCGUCUGGGCGUCAUUUCAAGAAGAGGCUUGAUGAACAAUGCACCACGAUACUUCGUACAACCCUUAUCAAAUCCUUAUGAAGCACAGAAUCCUAGAAUCCUCAAUAAAGAGAGCUCGCUUCGACCGUGGUUGGCAUGGAGUCUCCCACCCACUACAAUUCCUAUACUCCAAAGUAAAGGCUUCGAUGACGUGCCUUGGGACCGUGUUGUCCGAGGAGACUUUGAUCAAAAUCAAAGCAAAGAAUAUGUUGUUGACGGCAGUAUCCUCGCCGCGCGAAGCAUAGACGCCAGCUACUCGUUCUUCGACCGAAACGAGAGCGCGCUGGCCGGCCCAGGCGAAGUCCACUACAACGGUAUGUUCUUAGGUGGUGAGAAGCUCUGGGUUGGUGAGCCCGUUCGCAUGCGCGGCCCUCCAGCAGCUGCAUCGCUAGCACCAGAUAUACUGGUUUUGGUUGUACAUAAGCUCAUUGAGCGUACCACACAUACGGGCUCUUCGGUGACUAUCAUCGGUGAAGUCUACAAAUGGGUUGAAAUGCCGACACCGUACACUAGUCGCACACAAUGGCCGACUCCAAACCUACCACCUCGCAUGGUAGCCGAUCUCCGCUUCCGCAACGAGAUCGCGGAUAAUGCCAAGACGGGAAUGUGGUAUGAAUGGCGCCUGCUCGACCCGCUCGCAAAGAAAAGCCUAUUGGACAUCAAAGGUCGAUGGUACGAGACUAAGAACCUCUUACCUACCCUGGCUGGUGCAACAAAGUUCAGACAAGAUGUAGCGCUGGGCAAGCUUCUGGAUGCGAAUGAGUGGAUGAACGCUCGGCUUGACAAUAACCCUGUUCCGGAGCAGAGGCGGAAGAACAGGGCCGAUACCUUUGGACGGGCAGUGCCUCCCGAGUUCAAAGUCAGCCGUGGUUUGGCUGGGGAUCCAGCGGAUGAUUUGUUCCCUGAUCAGAUGCAGGCGAAUAUGGAGCAGUACAUGGAGAUGGGCCAAGGGCAGAGUCAACAGCAGCAGCAGUUCUAUGCCGGCUCGAUACAGCAUUAA